AAUGAGGACGUCAGGUUCUGCUUUGAGCUAUGGUGGCACUCAUUUAACCAAGGAAUCAUCGGGAGGUGGAGAAAAAGAAGACUUGGAAAUAUUCACAAUGGCACUCCUACUGCCAUCUCUGCUUUCACUGCUACCCACCAAACCCUAGACCACCAUCACCCUCUUCAACCACACCAUGUUCAACCAGUGCCACUAACAACCAGAGAUCUAGAUCCAGAUCGAGUCGGCUCCACUGCAGUUGCACCCAGUGGUGGUGUUUUGUCGGGUGGGCCCAAGUCCAAGACACCAUCGUCGACAUCCACAACCAGCAACGUCCGCUACCGAGAAUGUCUCAAGAACCACGCAGCCAACAUCGGCGGUAAUGUGUUCGACGGGUGCGGAGAGUUCAUGCCUUGCGGCGAGGAAGGAACCCUCGAAGCUCUGAAAUGCGCGGCUUGUGAUUGCCACAGGAACUUCCACCGUAAGGAGGUGGACGGCGAGACGACGCCGUUCGGGCCCGGCUCCAGAUCAAGAAGCAUAAUGCUGAGCCCUCUCCAGCUCCCUCCGCCGCUUCCCUCUCCGUCCUCGGCUCUCCACCACCACCGCCACCAGAAAUUCUCGAUUGUUCAACCCAUGAGCGUGGCUUUCGGAGGGGGGACGGAGUCUUCGAGUGAGGAUCUGAACGUUUUCGACAAUGGGGAUGGAGUAGGAGGAGGGGUGGUGCCGCCUUUUAGCUUGUCGAAGAAGCGGUUCAGGACCAAGUUCACGGCGGAGCAGAAGGUGAGGAUGGUGGAGUUUGCGGAGCGAGUCGGGUGGAGAAUUCAGAAGCAGGAUGAGGAGGAUGUGGAGAAGUUUUGUGAUGAGGUGGGAGUGAAGAGGCAGGUGCUGAGGGUAUGGAUGCACAAUAACAAGAACACAGUGAAGAAGAUGCAGCAUGACCAUGACAUCACCACCACCACGAGUCAGCUGGCAUUGGAGAAUGUUGAAGCUCAUGAAGAACCAGGUCAAGAAGGAGGAGGGACAGACACAUAAUCAAGGGGGCUUGAUGAGAGUGAGUGAGCUGAGAUUGGUUUGUAUAAAAUGGACUGAUGGAGAGGCCUUAUUGCUAGCUAGCUAGAUUGAUCAGAUGCAUGAUUAUUAUUCUUCUUCUUCUUCAUUGGAACUGGAAACCUUGUUAUUGAUGGCUUUUAGAGCUGGUAGUAGUACUAUUAUUCAGCUGCUUUAAUUAGUUAUUAGUUAGUUAUCUUUUAACAGAAUCCUGUAUUAGGUUAAAUUUUUCAUGCCAUUGAAUGAUGCUGUUCAACCUAUGUGUGGAACCUGCAUUUUCCUUUUCUGUGAUACUCUGGUCUCUACUUUUUCUGGUGGUCUCCAUGCACUUCAAUUUAGGGAAGGAAGUCAAAUGUGUUAAAAUAAUGCAUGAAUG
Messenger RNA from Rosa chinensis, 1402 nucleotides. Its product is annotated as zinc-finger homeodomain protein 5. The annotation marks the transcript as partial. Gene Ontology annotation, biological process: regulation of developmental process; regulation of DNA-templated transcription. Lineage: Eukaryota; Viridiplantae; Streptophyta; Magnoliopsida; Rosales; Rosaceae. The transcript has a single exon. The record is from RefSeq and is a predicted model, not a curated record. Gene Ontology annotation, molecular function: DNA-binding transcription factor activity; transcription cis-regulatory region binding. Gene Ontology annotation, cellular component: nucleus.